AAUUGAGAAACGAUCCCGUUGUGUCAUUGAUGCAUGUUUUAAGCAAUCUCUCUAGAUAUGAAAGGAUAUGUUCAUUCUAGAGAUGGGGAUCGGGGGCUGUGGGUGUGAAAGCCAAGAAACUUCGGCUGUCUGAUGCUGUUAACUUCGACGUUGAUCCUGCAUGAUGGCUUAGUGUUUCAUUGACUGCAAAGAACGCGAAUCCUGGCCGCAACAAGCAAAAAUAUGAAGUCAUAUGAGAAAAGAUCGCCAAGGGAAAGAACUCAACGUAGCUAAAAUUUGUGAAAAUAACAUUGAAGAGUAAAGCGAGUGAGAGAGAGAAAAGGAGCAACCAAAUGAAAAUGACAAGACUGCAAUCCAGAGCAUUCAUGGCCACAGGGAGGGUCAACACAUCAUCCAUGGAUCCUUUUGGCAUGAUUAUGUUCAAUGAAACCUAUGAAGGGAACUGGACUGGAUCGAUCAAUGACACUGGAGCUGAGCAAAAAUAUCAGUACAACUAUUAUGCCAUGCUCCUGACUCUUCUCAUCUUUGUGAUUGUAUUUGGCAAUGUGCUGGUGUGCAUAGCCGUAUCCAGGGAAAAAGCCCUGCAGACCACCACCAACUAUCUGAUUGUCAGUCUAGCAGUGGCAGAUCUCCUUGUGGCCACUUUGGUAAUGCCAUGGGUUGUCUAUGUGGAGGUGGUGGGGGAGUGGAGAUUCAGCAGGAUCCACUGUGAUAUUUUCGUAACUCUGGAUGUCAUGAUGUGCACAGCGAGUAUCCUUAACCUUUGUGCCAUUAGCAUCGACAGGUACACUGCUGUUGCCAUGCCAAUGCUUUAUAAUACGCGGUAUAGCUCCAAGCGAAGAGUCACUGUUAUGAUCUCCAUUGUCUGGGCUCUUUCCUUUGCCAUAUCCUGCCCGUUAUUAUUUGGACUAAAUGACUCAGAUACUAGGGAUGACACCAUCUGUAUCAUGAUCAAUCCAGACUUUGUUGUCUAUUCGUCCAUUUUCUCGUUUUAUAUCCCUUUCAUUGUCACGCUGCUAGUGUAUGUCCAGAUCUACGUUGUGCUGAGGAAAAGGAGGAAGCGGGUGAACACAAAAAGAAGCAGUCGGUUUGAUUCCGAAAUCCGGGCACCAUUAAAGGAUAAAUGUACCCACCCAGAGGAUGUGAAGCUGUGCACAGUAAUUGUGAAAUCAAAUGGAAGUUUUCCAGUCAAUAAAAAGAAAGUGGAAGCGGUCAACCACCAGGAUGAUAUGGAGAUGGACAUGAUGUCAUCGGCCAGUCCACCGCUGGAGAAGACCAAGCGCAAAAUAGCGAUGGUCAACCGACAGCUGACAGCGCCCAAUCCGUCUAACCCAGGUGCCAGCACAAGCAUGCCAUCGCCUGGAGGCAGCCCAGCAAAAGGUGAGAAGAACGGACACCCCAAAGACAUAACCACAGCACCCAAAGCUUUCGAAAUCCAGCAGUUGCCAAAUGGCAAAACAAGAACUUCACUGAAGAGCUUGAGCAAAAGGAAGCUGUCCCAGCAAAAGGAGAAAAAGGCAACUCAGAUGUUGGCCAUUGUCCUUGGUGUCUUUGUUAUAUGUUGGUUACCAUUCUUCAUCACCCAUAUUCUCAACAUGCAUUGCACUACAUGCUUAAUCUCGCCAGCAAUGUAUAGUGCUGUCACCUGGCUAGGAUAUGUCAAUAGUGCUGUGAACCCAAUCAUUUACACCACCUUCAAUGUGGAGUUCAGAAAAGCUUUCAUCAAAAUCCUCCACUGCUGAAGAAUUUGCCCAGAGAAUGUAAUUGUGCCACAUUUCUUCAAAGCUGCAGCAUGGAAGUGUACAGAGAUGGCUUUUUUUCAUCAACGUCACACUUUGUAUUGCUCUUCUCUACAAAAGAGCCUUAUCCAACAUAUGUGCCAUUGUGGAUUGGAAAACAAACAAGGAAAACAAAAUUGUAUCAUUCAAGACACUAAGGGACUUUAUCCCUCUUCACAAUUGAAGUCAUCUGUCCUUUCAACACUGAGAGUCAACAGCAUGAUAUAAGCUAAGUACAUCUCCAUGUCCAGAAAUUUCCAUAUGACUAUUCCAUGACUGCCAAAAACUGCUUUCGAGUCAGUGAAAGAAGCUACCUGGUAGUUCAGUGGACAGGUGAGCUUUGGACAGCUAGGGAAAAAACAAAAACGAUUCUCACCAUCAGACUCUGAAGGGCAUCAUUAUCUCAUCCACUUAAGAACAUUAACUUCAGCGAGACCAAUGACAGAUAGUGACCCAAUAUAACAGGUUGCAAAGCGUCAUAUUUGAAUGUAAUUACUGAAUUCAGUAUUGGUCAUAAAAGGUGAACUUUAGUAUUUGAAUUAUUAUGGACUGGUUGUCUGGAGCAGUUCUUUCAAGUCACAGAUUCAAACCCUGAAUUAGUAUUCACUGAGGCCAACUACAAUGAAGUCUGGUCAGUUUUUGUUUAUAUCUCAUUAGAGAUAAUGUAUUGAAAGUAAGAAUAGUAUAAGGUUUGCCAGAUGCCAGACUAAACUGCAAUUGAAUCAAGUCAAAUUAAAGGUGUAAGUUUCAACAUGUCCAUUUCACACAUGUACAAGAGGUAGAGAAGCUUGGAGUAUCAUAAAUUGUGAUAGUUUGGUAUCAGCAGAUAAUUGACUACAAUAUAUCAACAUCCUGAGUGUUACCAUUGACCAGAAACAAAACUAGAUCAGCCAUAUAUAUAAUGUGGCCACAAGAGCAAGUCAUUUGCUAGGAAUCCUGCAGCAAAUAACUCACAUCUGGAUUCUCCAAAGCCUGUCCACCAUUUACAAGGCACAAGUCAGGAGGGUGAUGGAAUACUCCCCACUUGCCUGGAUGAGUGCAGGUCUAACAACACUCAAAAAGCUUGACACCAACCUGGACAGAGCAACACACUUGAUUAGCACCCUAGCUACUGUCUUCACCAUUCACCCCUUCACCAACACACAAUGCCAACUGUGUAUUGUCUACAAGUUGCAUUGCAGUAUCUUACCAAAGUUCCUCUGAUGUUGAAUUCUAAACCCAAGGCCUCUACCACCUAGAUGACAAAGGCAUUAGAUGCAAUGGGACAUCACCCCUGCAAGGUCCCCUCCAAACCACUCAGCAUCCUGAUGCAGAAUUAUGUCACUGUUGGUUCAUUGUGACAAGGUCAAAAUCUUGGAUCUCCAUUCCUGAGGACAUGGUGGAUGGACCUAUUCAGUAAAGACUGCAGGGAUCAAAAAGGCAGCUCACCGCCAAUUAGGGCAAUUAGGGAUGAGUGAUAACUGCUGGCCCAGCCAGCGAUGCCCACAUCCUAUGAAUGAAUAGCAAAAGAAGUCUCAGUAUCCUUCCUCUGGCAUGGGAAAACAGCUUCAAGGAUUCCCAUUGCUUACUCAAGGAUUUGUUGGCUGGCACCUGGAGUGCUUUUAGUGUUGGAUGAAGCUAUAGAGUCCUUCAGAAUUGGGAAGUUUGUUGACACUCAUGUCUAACUUUCCAUAUCAAGAAUGUUCGAAUAAAUGUGUGGAUAACACAGAUUCAAAAAGAAUGCUGAAAAUACCCACUCCUCCAGGGAACAAGUCAUAAACGCUGGUUUUAUCAGUGAUGACCAUCUCCUGAGAAUUGGUCCUUUUACCAAAAAAUUGAGAAUGAGGUACUGAAGGAAAUCCACCUCUGGCAAAAUUCCACAGAAGAAUUUUCAGAAAAAAGCGUGUACAAAGCAACGCAGUUCAUUUAAAUUGGAGGAAGCAUUGACAAGUUAAGAUUGUGUGAUGCAAUGAUUUGAUUCCUUGAAAUCAUAUUUCAAUUAAUUAAUAUAACUUCAUUGGCUUGAGAGAUAUUUUAUUGUACUUCAGAUACUUUUAUGGCAGUGUGUGGCAUUCCUGCAAUGCUCAAGAGCAGAUUAGGAAAGGGCAGUAGUUCAGACAUGAAUGAAAUUCACUAAUCAGGCCAUUUACAUUCUCCUCCAAAUCAUAAAACAAAAAAUUAGGGGUCCAGGCACUGAUCCCUGCAGAACAUCACUGGUCACAGAUCUCCAACCAGAAAAACACCCUUCCAUUGCUACUCUCUGUCUUCAAUGACGAAGCCAGUUUUGUAUCCAUCUUACCAGCUCACUGUGAAUCCUGUGCAACUUCACCUUUGGUAUCAGCCUGCCAUAAGGGACUUGCUAAAAGCCUUGCUAAAGUCUGUAUAGAUAAUAUCUAUUGUCUUGACCUCGAUCAUUUUUGUCACUUCCUCAAAAUACUCCAUCAAAUUUGUGAGACACAACCUUUCCUGCACAAAUCCAUACUGCCUGUCCCUAAUAAAUCCAUAUUUUUCCAAAUAUGAGUAAAUCAUUAGAGUCUUCUCCGAUAAUUUCCUUACCACUGUCAUAAGGAUCAUAUCCCAGAUUAUCCUUCUACACAGUUCUCAAGUCAUAAUAAAUUGUAGCCAAAAUGUCAACAAAGACAAAAAUACGUAGACUUAAAAGACAGGCAUCCCACAGUAAUGUGUUGCUUGUUCCAAACUCUGAGAUCGUAGUCAACAGUCACUUACUAGUGGAAAUGAUUCAAAAUUGCUGCCUCAACAAAUGGAACCAAGCUAUUAGAGCCACACGAAGGUUGGAAACCGAGAGAAAAGUCAGAUUGCAAAAAUGACCGCGUCUUUAAAAAAUGUUAUGGUCCUUGUUGUGGUCAAACAGUUCUCAGUCCAACUAGUGUUUCCACACCCAACUGCUGGAAGAAAGUGCUUGGAUCAUGAUGUCACCUCAAAACAAAGUUUUGAUAAUUCCACGGAGCUCCUGGGAUUGAUCUAAACAUAUCAAGUACAUCCCAAGAUUGACAAGGAGAACAUCUAAUUAUUACAAUGAAGCCAAAUUACCGUGGCGCAAACCAAAACAAAAAGAGACUUGAUUGGCCAAAUGACAUUGUUACUAAAGAAUUUGAACUUCUGGGUGAGAUAGAUAGUAUUUUCCCCAGAAUCCUAAUUGUUUGAUAAGCCUAAAAUGAUUUCCAAUAGUUUAUCCAUACAGUAAAUGUGGCAAAAAGCAUUGUUCACAAUGUUAAGUUCUGGUGCCAGGUCAUGAAAGCACAUGAAAAUAUUUCUGAACUCGACUUGAACUGUGAAUUAUCCUCUAUGACUGGCACUUGCAUUAGUCCAUUUCUAUGCAGCUGUCAUCCAGAAGAAGUAAUUGAUCAUUGUGCUUGACUUCAUAGAGAAGUCAAUUUUGAUUAAAUCAGCUCAACUAACUUAACGGCAAUUAUAAAUUUGGAGCUCUGUUGC
Molecule: messenger RNA, 5210 nt
Organism: Hemiscyllium ocellatum (epaulette shark)
Lineage: Eukaryota; Metazoa; Chordata; Chondrichthyes; Orectolobiformes; Hemiscylliidae
Gene: drd2a
Product: dopamine receptor D2a
Exons: 9
Coding region: 333-1742 (469 amino acids)
Biological process (GO): adenylate cyclase-inhibiting dopamine receptor signaling pathway; adenylate cyclase-activating adrenergic receptor signaling pathway
Cellular component (GO): presynaptic membrane; glutamatergic synapse
Molecular function (GO): G protein-coupled receptor activity; dopamine neurotransmitter receptor activity, coupled via Gi/Go
Source: RefSeq, a predicted model, not a curated record